Molecule: messenger RNA, 765 nt
Organism: Microstroma glucosiphilum
Lineage: Eukaryota; Fungi; Basidiomycota; Exobasidiomycetes; Microstromatales; Microstromataceae
Exons: 4
Coding region: 1-765 (254 amino acids)
Source: RefSeq, a predicted model, not a curated record
AUGAGCGCCUUGACACACUCUGUCCUCGCCGUCAUCCUGGCCUUGGCUAUCUUCGUUUCACCACUGACCACGAAUGUCGAAGCCUUCACGCUUACCUCUCCGUCAUCGUCCUUUUACUGGGUAGCUGGAGAAACCAACACCCUCAACUGGAAGGCCGACGCCGGAGAUCCAGAGGUGUUCGACGUACAUCUGUUGGACGAGGACCAGAAGUCUCUCAAUGGCAACUUUCAAGUAGGCAAUGCUCUCAAGACCAAGGCGGGCACAGCUGAGCUCCAGAUCAUCAACAUCCCUUCUGGCCAGUACAAGAUGCUCUUCACCAACAGCUCCAACUACGAAAAGGAUAAAGCACAGGUGUACUUCACCUCUGACGUCUUCACUGUCAAGCCCCAUGGCACGCCUCUCGGUGACGCUCCUCCAACUGGCGAUGGAGGCUCUACCAGUCAGCAGGAUGGUAGCUCUUCGCCUGGCGCGAACCCCGGAGGCGGCUCCAGCAACUCCACCUCGGCAGACGCCCCUAACACCGCAGGCCAGAAUUCUACGAGCAGUGUACCAAAGGAUAGCGAUGGGAACGCCACGAAGGCCACUGCCCCAGCUCCCGUUGUUGAUCACCCAACCGCUACCGCUGCGAGUGGCACGGCCAAGAAUGGGACCCUGACCAGCGGAGAUAGCGUCAACGCUGCUCAUGGACACGACAUGCAGAUCUAUGGAGCGUCCGCCAUGAUUGCAGUCGUUCUUCUUGGCAGCUCGUUCGCCAUGCUGGGAUGA